Molecule: messenger RNA, 476 nt
Organism: Anopheles moucheti
Lineage: Eukaryota; Metazoa; Arthropoda; Insecta; Diptera; Culicidae
Gene: Sbat
Product: N-alpha-acetyltransferase 38, NatC auxiliary subunit
Exons: 4
Coding region: 6-440 (144 amino acids)
Cellular component (GO): NatC complex
Molecular function (GO): RNA binding
Source: RefSeq, a predicted model, not a curated record
ACACAAUGAAGGAGUCGACCGAGGUGAACCAGGCGAAACCUGUUUCAGGGAUGGAGGGCUCGGACAGUGCUUCCGCUUCAGAUACAACAAAGGCCAAAUACCAACAGGCUCUAAAUCAAGCGUUCGCUCAGAUGGAUAUUCAACAAAAGGAAUCGUGGGACAGUAGCUCAGAUAUCGAUGAGGAUUUACAGGAUUAUGUGAAAGAGAACAAACGACAAACGCUGAAAUCGUGGCUAAAUCGAUUGUUUCGUAUCAAAAUGACGGAUGGCCGGAUACUGAGUGGAUAUUUCGUUUGCACCGAUGCAGAUGCCAACGUUGUGCUACAGGCGACGAGCGAAUUUACCGAGAUAGGAGGAGAAGAACGGAUCCUUGGACUGGUCAUGAUACCAGGCCGGUACAUAGUGUCGAUAGAAGAACGAAACCCUAGAUUCACGUGGUAACAAACAAAUACACGAUUGUUUUAUUUUCUACACGUC